This is a messenger RNA of Oreochromis aureus, 4057 nucleotides long. RefSeq lists its product as uncharacterized. Gene Ontology annotation, molecular function: transferase activity. Bases 2737 to 3702 code for a protein of 321 amino acids. Lineage: Eukaryota; Metazoa; Chordata; Actinopteri; Cichliformes; Cichlidae. The transcript is spliced from 2 exons. The record is from RefSeq and is a predicted model, not a curated record.
UAUGGAGUGACACAUCAGUGUCCAAUGUAGUGGUUUAUCUGCAAGUAUACCAUCAACACUGACACAAAUACAAGAAAACAGCCUUUGAAUAGCUGUCCACUGUAGUGACCACUAUACGUGAAAGAGUUAAAGCAAUCAAAGUCAGAUCUGUUCAGCCCAGCUGGUAAAUAAUAACAAACACACUAUAAUAAACUAAUAAAAGAUAAAAGCAACAAUGUCAAAAAUGAAUGUAGUAAUAAACCCCCAAAGAAUCUGUAUCAAUACUCGAUAAGAAAUUACUGAAACAAAAAAUAAGAUUCAAUUUAACAAACAACUCAACAGGAAUUAUCUCAAAAUCAAAGAAAAAAAAAAGAAAAUGAAUUUAGCAAUUGACUCACGCAAUUAUCUAUAUAUUAAACAGAUACAAACAGCACGGUGGUAAGCACCAUUACCGCAUUGUCCUGAGUUCAAUUCCACCAUCAGGCCGGGGUCUUUCUGUGUGGAGUUCUCUGCGUGUUUUUGUGGGUUCCUUACUCCGGCCUCCUCCCACAGUCCAAAGACAUGCAGUUUGUGGCGAUAGGUUAAUGGAAUAAUCUAAAUUGCCCAUAGCUGUGAAUGCGGGAGUGAAUAUGAACGCGAAUGGUUGUCUGUCUCUGUGUGUUAGCCCUGCGACAGACUGGCGAGCUGUCCAGGAUGUACCCCGCCUCUCGCCCUAUGACAGCUGGGAUAGGCUCCAGCACCCCCCGCGACCCUGAAAACGAUAAGCGGAAACUGGAUGGAUGGAUAAAAAUCAAUCAAAGAAAAUCAUAUGGCAAAAACAGAGUAGUAAUUAAUUUUAGAACUGUUUAUUAUUAUCAAUCUGACAAAAUCAAUUAUAAGAUCAAAAUGCUAAGAUCAGAUGCAAAAACAAAACAGCUAACCCCCAGACUGUUAACUUGUCAUCAAUCAAUAACAGAAAUGUAUCCCAAAAUCAACUGCUUACCAACUAAUAAAAAAUCAAUUAAAAUGAUCAGAAUGCAGAAACAAAUAUAAAAAAAACACCAGUUAAUUCUAUACUUUUUUCCUGAUAUCAGAAAUCAACUUAAAGAAAACAGAAUACAAAACCCAAUUAGCAGUUAACUCUAUAGUUAUUAAAUUUUUACCAAACAAAAACAAGAGUCAGUUUAAUAUUUAUCCUCUAAAUAUAUCAGGUAAAAAAGGUCAGUUUAAUAUGUAAUUUUUCAGAAACAAUUAAUCAUUUAUCAAACAAAAAUGAAGUUCAAUUUAGAAUUUAACUUCAGAAACAGUUACUCAAGAAAUUGUUUUUCACUCUCUGGCUUCCGUAAAUAACCAUGAUCAUGUGCUUGUAGUCAUUUAUGUGGUUAUCAUGUGUUUAUUUCUAUACUGUUGAGGACCACUACUGUUUAUUAAAGGAGAAUUCCCUCCUUACAGUGACAAUGCUUAAGCUCUAUUGCGGUUAUUGUUUUAUACAGUUCCAGUGUCCACUCAAAAUUGUUUAAAUGUGUUAUUCACCAUUAUGUUAUUUAAUCCAUAUUUUAUUUUUAAAACUUAGCCUUUUACUUUAACCUCCUAGGACCUGGUGUUCACAUAUGUGGAGAUCAAACCAAAAUACUCAAUUUACAAGGGACUAAUAUUCACUUAUGAGGACAUUAUACUGCCACUGUUCUAUCGAAACUUUAAACGAACAUCCUCAUAGGUGGCUCUCAUUUUUCUUAGAAGCAAAAAUCAGGUAAAAACAUCUGGUAAUUCUUUGUUUUUACAUUCAUCAGGCCCCAAUAUGCCCAAAUAUCAAAGGGAAAUUAAAAAUGCAUGCCAUGGAAGAGUUCGGGUUUUAGGAGGUUAAGCUGGUUUAAUUUCUUCUCAUGCUCUUGAUUUAUUUCCUUGUUUGAUCUUUAUAUAUAUGAUUUCCUUGUUCUUAGUAAAUCUCUAUUUAACCUGUUUUUAAUCUGACCUUUAAACCUUGUAAUCUUGUAACAUGUUUUAACCUUUGAACUAUUUAUUUCUUGUAAUAAAAACAAAACCUUGUAUUGGAUGGUUGAUGGCUGUUGAAAGUGUGGUGUUGGUUGGAAGUGUGGUGUUUGUUGGAUGUGUGCUGUUUGUAGGUGUGGUGGUGUUUGUUGGACGGUUGGUGAUUGUUGAAUGUGUGGUGUUCAUUAGAAGUGUGUUGUAGUAGGUCUUGUCGUGUUUGUUGGAUGGUUAAUGGUUGUUGGAAUUGUAGUGUUUGUUGGAAGUGUGGUGUUUGUAGGUCUGGUGGUGUUUGAUGGAUGGUUGGUGGUUGUUGGGAGUGUGGUGUUUGUAGGUCUUGUGAUGUUUGUUGGACUAUUGGUGGUUCUUGAAAGUGUGGUGUUUGUAGAUGUGGUUGUAUUUGUUGGACGGUUGAUAGUUGUUGGAACUGUGGUGUUGGUUGGAAGUGUGAUGUUUGUAAACGUGGAUGUAUUUGUUGGACGGUUGAUAGUUGUUGGAAUUGUAGUGUUUGUUGGAAGUGUGGUGUUUGUAGUGCUGGUCAUGUUUGUUGAGGGGUUGAAAGUUAUUGGAAGUGUAGUGUUUGUUGGUCUCGUGGUGUUUGUUUGACGGUUGGUGGUUGUUGAAAGUGUGGUGUUUAUCGGAAGCGUGGUGUUUGUAGAUGUGGAUGCAUUUGUUGGACGGUUCGUGGUUGUUGGAAGUGUGGUGUUCAUUGGAAGUGUGUUGUUUGUAGGUCUUGUUGUGCUUGUUGGACGGUUGGUGGUGGUUGGAAGUGUGGUGUUCAUUGGAAGUGUGAUGUUUGUAGGUAUGGGGGUGUUUGUUGGACGGUUAGUGGUUGUUGAAAGUGUGGUGUUGGUUGCAAGUGUGGUGUUUGUAGAUGUAGAUGUAUUUGUUGGACGGUUGGUGUUUGUUGGAAUUGUAAUGUUUGUUGGAAGUGUGGUGUUUGUAGGUCUUGUGGUGUUUGUUGGUCGGUUGGUGGUUGUUGGAAGUGUGGUGUUGGUUGGAAGUGUGAUGUUUGUAAACGUGGAUGUAUUUGUUGGACGGUUGAUAGUUGUUGGAAUUGUAGUGUUUGUUGGAAGUGUGGUGUUUGUAGUGCUGGUCAUGUUUGUUGAGGGGUUGAAAGUUAUUGGAAGUGUAGUGUUUGUUGGUCUUGUGGUGUUUGUUGGACGGUUGGUGGUUGUUGAAAGUGUGGUGUUUGUUGGACGGUUGGUGGUUGUUGAAAGUGUGGUGUUUAUCGGAAGCGUGGUGUUUGUAGAUGUGAAUGCAUUUGUUGGACGGUUCGUGGUUGUUGGAAGUGUGGUGUUCAUUGGAAGUGUGUUGUUUGUAGGUCUUGUUGUGCUUGUUGGACGGUUGGUGGUGGUUGGAAGUGUGGUGUUCAUUGGAAAUGUGAUGUUUGUAGGUCUUGUUGUGUUUGUUGGAUGGUUGGUGGUUGUUGGAAGUGUGGUGUUCAUUGGAAGUGUGAUGUUUGUAGGUAUGGGGGUGUUUGUUGGACGGUUAGUGGUUGUUGAAAGUGUGGUGUUGGUUGCAAGUGUGGUGUUUGUAGAUGUAGAUGUAUUUGUUGGUCGGUUGUUGGUUGUUGGAACUGUGGUGUUGGUUGGAAGUGUGAUGUUUGUAAACGUGGAUGUAUUUGUUGGACGGUUGAUAGUUGUUGGAAUUGUAGUGUUUGUUGGAAGUGUGGUGUUUGUAGUGCUGGUCAUAUUUGUUGAAGGGUUGAAAGUUAUUGGAAGUGUAGUGUUUGUUGGUCUUGUGGUGUUUGUUUGACGGUUGGUGGUUGUUGAAAGUGUGGUGUUUGUUGGACGGUUGGUGGUUGUUGAAAGUGUGGUGUUUGUUGGACGGUUGGUGGUUGUUGAAAGUGUGGUGUUGGUUGCAAGUGUGGUGUUUGUAGAUGUAGAUGUAUUUGUUGGACGGUUGGUGUUUGUUGGAAUUGUAAUGUUUGUUGGAAGUGUGGUGUUUGUAGGUCUUGUGGUGUUUGUUGGUCGGUUGGUGGUUGUUGGAAGUGUGGUGUUGGUUGGAAGUGUGAUGUUUGUAAACGUGGAUGUAUUUGUUGGACGGUUGAUAGUUGUUGGAAUUGUAGUGUUUGUUGGAAGUGUGGUGUUUGUAGUGCUGGUCAUGUUUG